UGUUUGAAAGAGCAUGAAAUCCGAAUUUCUUGGUAUGUUCCAAUCGAGUUCAAGUUGAGACAGACUGAAGAGUGAAGAAGAAUGAGCUCUCAGCUCUUAGCACUAUGCCCUCCACCACUUCCCAUAAAAACCACCAAAACUACCACAACAACAACCCCUCUCUACCAAAGAAUCUACAUCCCUACCCAUGUUUAUAGACACCCUUCAGCCAUACUCUUAGAACUCUGCGUUUCCAUCAAAGAGCUUCAUCAAAUCAUGCCCCUCAUCAUCAAAAACGGUUUCUACACUGAGCACUUGUUUCAGACCAAGCUUGUAAGCUUGUUCUGUAAAUAUGGCAGCAUCACUGAAGCAGCUCGUGUGUUUGAACCUGUUGAGCACAAGCUUGAUGUGCUUUACCAUACUAUGCUUAAAGGGUAUGCGAAAAACUCUACUUUAGGUGAUUCCUUGUCGUUUUACCACAGGAUGCAGUGUGAUGAGGUUAGGCCAGUGGUGUAUGAUUUCACUUACUUGUUGCAAUUGUGUGGUGAGAAUUUGAACCUCAAAAGGGGUAUGGAGAUUCACGGGCAGUUAGUGACAAAUGGGUUUGAGUCCAAUUUGUUUGCCAUGACUGCUGUUAUGAAUUUGUAUGCAAAGUGUAGGCAGAUUGAUGAGGCGUAUAAGAUGUUCGAGAGAAUGCCGCUGAGGGAUUUGGUUUCUUGGAAUACUUUGGUUGCAGGGUAUGCGCAGAACGGCUUUGCUAGGCGAGCUGUGAAGUUGGUUUCGGAGAUGCAGGAAGCUGGCCAAAAGCCUGAUUUCAUCACAUUGGUCAGUAUUUUGCCAGCCGUGGCAGAUAUAAAGGCUUUGAGAAUUGGAAGCUCUAUUCAUGGUUAUGCUAUCAGAUCAGGAUUUGAAUCUAUGGUUAAUGUUUCGACAGCACUUCAGGAUAUGUACUUCAAGUGUGGGUCAGUAAGGGCAGCAAAGUUGAUUUUUAAGGGGAUGAGCAGCAAGAGUGUUGUUUCGUGGAAUACCAUGAUCGAUGGUUGUGCACAAAAAGGUGAAUCUGAAGAAGCGUAUGCAACUUUUCUGAAGAUGUUGGAUGAAGGGGUGGAACCUACAAAUGUUAGUAUGAUGGGAGCUUUACAUGCUUGUGCUGAUUUAGGUGAUCUCGAACGUGGGAGAUUUGUUCAUAAAUUAUUGGAUCAGUGGAAACUUGGUUCCGAUGUGUCAGUUAUGAACUCUUUAAUAUCUAUGUAUUCGAAGUGUAAGAGAGUUGACAUUGCAGCCUCAGUAUUUGAUAAUUUGAAAGGGAAGACAAACGUCACCUGGAAUGCCAUGAUAUUAGGUUAUGCACAAAAUGGGUGUAUAAAUGAAGCUUUGAAUCUAUUCUGUACGAUGCAAUCUCAGGACAUUAAACCUGAUUCCUUUACAUUAGUGAGUGUAAUUACUGCUCUUGCAGAUUUAUCAGUUACCCGCCUGGCUAAGUGGAUUCACGGACUUGCGAUAAGAACUUAUAUGGACAAGAAUGUCUUUGUUGCUACUGCUCUUGUUGACAUGUUUGCAAAAUGCGGAGCCAUCGAAACUGCAAGAAAGCUUUUUGACAUGAUGCAAGAGCGACAUGUCAUAACAUGGAAUGCAAUGAUAGAUGGAUAUGGGACACAUGGCCUUGGAAGAGCAGCUCUUGAUCUCUUCAAUGAUAUGCAGAAUGAAGAAGCUAUUAAGCCAAAUGAAAUAACAUUUCUAUCUGUUAUUUCAGCUUGUAGUCACUCAGGUCUUGUGGAAGAGGGCCUCUUCUACUUCGAAAGCAUGAAGGAAAGUUAUGGCUUGGAGCCUUCAAUGGAUCACUAUGGUGCCAUGGUUGAUCUCCUUGGUCGUGCUGGAAGACUAGACGAUGCUUGGAAUUUCAUCCAGGAGAUGCCUAUCAAACCAGGGAUUACUGUUUUAGGUGCAAUGCUUGGUGCUUGCAAAGUGCAUAAAAAAGUAGAAUUAGGAGAGAAGGCUGCAGACAAACUAUUUGAGAUGGACCCAGAUGAUGGUGGGUAUCAUGUGUUGCUUGCAAACAUGUAUGCCAUUGCUUCAAUGUGGGACAAAGUAGCCAAGGUGAGAACUGCCAUGGAAAAGAAGGGGCUCCAGAAAACUCCAGGUUGCAGUUUGGUAGAGUUGAGAAAUGAAGUUCACACAUUCUACUCAGGAAGUAUAAAUCAUCCUCAAUCCAAAAGAAUCUAUGCUUUCCUAGAGACUCUUGGGGAUAAGAUCAAGGCUGCUGGUUAUGUCCCUGACAACAAUUCAAUUCAUGAUGUGGAAGAAGAUGUGAAGGAACAAUUAGUCAGUAGCCAUAGUGAGAGGCUUGCUAUUGCAUUUGGACUUCUGAAUACAACCCCUGGUACACCAAUACACAUUAGGAAGAAUCUGAGAGUUUGUGGUGAUUGCCAUGAUGCCACUAAGUACAUUUCCCUUGUGACUAGGAGGGAAAUUAUUGUGCGUGAUUUACGUAGGUUCCAUCAUUUCAAGAAUGGAAGAUGUUCGUGCGGCGAUUACUGGUAAAUCGAUAGAUACCUUAGUAGUCACUAUCACUGAAUCAUGAUUCCUCCUACUGAGGGCCUGGGAUUUAAGAGUAACUUGUGGCAUCUCAAAGGAUGGGCUUGUUGAAGUUUGCGUUCCAAGAAAGUGCAUUAUUUGGAUCAACAACCAACAACCAUUUUAAAUUUUAAUGCCCUGUUUUAUCAGUGGCCUGUAACUAUAUUAUUCAGUUGUAUAAUGUUUUAGGAAAUAUGCAAUUCGAUCCUGAAAGAUGUUCGUUAUAAUAUUGCUUUGGUUAAUAAAAUUAUGAAAGUAUGUGUAUGCAUAUUGGUUCGCUAA
Lotus japonicus is the source of this 2835-nucleotide messenger RNA. RefSeq names its product pentatricopeptide repeat-containing protein At1g11290, chloroplastic. Gene Ontology annotation, biological process: RNA modification. Lineage: Eukaryota; Viridiplantae; Streptophyta; Magnoliopsida; Fabales; Fabaceae. The transcript has a single exon. The coding region runs from base 82 to 2520 and encodes 812 amino acids. The record is from RefSeq and is a predicted model, not a curated record. Gene Ontology annotation, molecular function: RNA binding; zinc ion binding; protein binding.